AUGCAGGCUGGGCUGCCAGCUGGCGGAGGCCGCUGGUGUCACUGCUGCGGAGCGGCGGUGUGGUGGUCGCCCGCCUCUGCGAAACCGCCUCACCGGGGCGGCGUGCGCUGUGAGCUCCUCGCGCUCCUGCGGAGCGCGCCGAGCGCUCGGGCCGAGGUGCGGCGCGGAGCCGCGGGCCCGCCGCGGCACGAGGCUCCGCGCCCUGGAGCUGGCGCCAGGUGCCCGGCCCCGCAGGGCGCCCUCGGGGAGGCGAGGACCCUGAAGGACAAGCUCGAGGAAAAGAGGCCGAGCGUCCAGGCCCUGGCGCAGCGGCGCUGCCGGGAGCUGGGCUGCGGAGCCGUCCGCAGCGCGAGCGGCGGCGAGGGCAGCGACGAGGAAGGCGCGCAGGGCUGCAGCCUGGCGCGCGACGCCGAGUCCGAGGAGGAGGCCCUGGAGAAGAAGGCCGAGGUCGACUGGACCCUGGACGACGAGGAUGACGCCGACGAGGGGCGCGACAACGUCGACGGCGUGGCCGAGGAGCACGAGGGCGACGUCCCCGACUGCGAGGGCAGCGACGCCGCCGCCGACCUGGACUGCUCGGACGGCGACCCUGGUGGCCGCGACGGCACGACCCCCCUUCAGAGCCCAGACCCUCUGGGUGUGCUGGACGGCCUGCUCGCCCCGAGGAUGAGGGCGAUCGAGGAUGAGCUGGAGGCGAUCGAGGAUGAGCUCGCGGCAGGCGCCGUGGACGACGCCUUUGGCAGGCUCAUGCAGUCGGCCAUGCCAGAGCUGGACGGAGGCGCCGUGCAGCUGGACAGCGAGCUGGGCAGCUAG
Prorocentrum cordatum is the source of this 813-nucleotide messenger RNA. The record is from the annotation of a GenBank genome assembly. NCBI's taxonomy places the organism in Eukaryota, Dinophyceae, Prorocentrales, Prorocentraceae.